AGCCACCAUUUUAUUUUAUAAAUUGUGUCUGUCUCUCUUAUUAUUCACUGUUUGGUCAUUUUCGCAAUAAUAGUUAUUAGUUUUGUUCGGAAGAUUUAAUAAUUAAAAUGUUUUAGUGAAAAGAUAAUGGUGUUCUAGCAUUUGUUAUACGUUAAUAAUAUCUUUCGAGUUGUGUAACAGUACUUUACGUGAUGGGUUCACAAAAGAACGAAAGUGUUAAUCCAACCAUUGCAGCGGAUGCCAAAACGACACCUGUAUACGGUAAAGUUAUAUUAUCGUUAGAAAAUUGUCUUCUGUCGCCCGAGAAAUUGGAAAAAUCGCCCUCAGUGAACGACGGUCUAGAUCCAGAAACAGAAUUCGAUUUGAGAGUGAUAGGAUGCGAGUUGAUUCAGACUGCUGGAAUAUUAUUGAAAUUACCUCAGGUUGCGAUGGCUACCGGUCAAGUUCUAUUCCAAAGAUUUUACUAUUGUCGAAGUUUCGUUCGUCAUCCCAUGGAUGUCACUGCUAUGGGAUGCGUAUAUCUAGCGUCUAAAAUCGAAGAAGCGCCUAGAAGAGUUCGCGAUGUGAUAAAUGUGUUUCACCACAUACGACAAGUUCGAUGUCAAAAACCAAUCGCACCUUUAAUUUUGGACGAGGCCUACAUUAAGCUUAAAGAAGAUGUGAUUCGAGCGGAAAGACGAAUUCUUAAGGAACUCGGCUUCUGCGUACAUGUCAAACAUCCUCAUAAGCUGAUUGUGAUGUAUCUUCAAAUCUUGAACUUCGCCGAAAACAAGCUGUUGAUGCAGAAAGCCUGGAACUACAUGAACGAUUCGUUGCGUACCGAAGUCUUUCUACGAUAUUCGCCGGAAACGGUGGCCUGCGCGUGCAUUUACUUGAGUGCUAGAGUAUUAAGGAUCCCGUUACCUAAAAGUCCGUCUUGGUUUGUGAUAUUCGGCGUCAAAGAAGAAGAUAUUAUCGACGUAUGCAGGCGUAUAGUGAAUUUAUAUAGUAGGGAAAAAAUUGAUCCAGAUGUCCUUGAAGGCAGAGUGAAAUUACUAAGGGAUAAGUACAAAGAAGAGAAAGAGAAGAAGGAUAAAAUUCGUAACAAUAACGCCGUCGUCUCCGGUAGCAAUACGCCGAAUAGUACUUCUUCGAUAACAGUUCCGUUAAAAACAUCACCGUCGCCUCCUGCUCCUACCAAGAUUAUUACCACUACUACAACCACCACUACCACAACGAAUCACUUGGGAAAACGACGAAGCAGAUCGAGAUCGAGAGGCAGAAGCCCAUCGCCAAAGAAAAAAUCCAAAAAAUAUAGCAGAAAAUACGAUAGUCCGAACGACCGGAAACGUGAUAUUAGUCCAAUAAGCAAGAAGUACUCGUCGAGUAGUCCGUCGACAAAGAAGCAUCGUGAUAUUAGUCCUGUAAGUAAAAAGUACUUGAACAGCAGCAGUCCGGUGAGUAGAAAAUACACCAGUACCAACAACAGCUCGCCGCCUCUGACCAGCAAGAAAUACGCUUCUAGUCCGGUACACAGCAGCGGCGAUCGAGACCGCGAACGUAGUCGAGACCGACGAAAAUACGCCAGCAGCGACAGUCCUCCGGUGCGCAGCAGUAAGAAAUACACGACCGGCGAUAGUCCGUCGGUGAAGAGGAGUAAAAAAUACACCAGCACCGAUAGUCCUCCGGUGAGGAGAAGCAAGAAAUACGCCAAUAGUCGAGAUACCAGUCCUAUAUCGAGCAAGAAGUAUGAUCUAAGUCCUAUCUAUACCAAGAAAUACUACAGUAACGGUAGUCCGGUCUCGAAGCUGUCUUCGUAUUACAACAAAAAGGACUAUAGGGUUAAAAAUCACACGUAUAAGAAGAAACGUAAGGAUUAACGACGAUUGACCUUUUUUUUCGGUUUUUUUGGUGUUUUUUUUUUGUCGCGAUUCGUACUUAAAAACAUUAUUAACGAAAAAUCAAAGUAUCUAAAUUUAUAUUUGAGUAAAAUUAUGUGAAAUUUUGAAAGAUCGGUUCGAUUUGAUUGAUUGAAUUUCGUUUCUGUAUUUCAAUUUCAUGAUAAUAUUAUGUUUUGUAUUAAAGUAGAAUUAUUCGCGUAUCCUGAAGGUCAACGUUUUUAAUUCAUCUAUAAAAUACCAUUGUUUUUUUUCUCUCUUUUGCAAAACUUAUCGGAUAUUUGUAUGUAUUUGAACGUACGUGCAUGUACGAUGAUGACAUCGGAUAAUAUUUUGUAAAUAUAUUUUUUUUCUAAAUGGAA
This is a messenger RNA of Planococcus citri (citrus mealybug), 2239 nucleotides long. RefSeq names its product cyclin-L2-like. Gene Ontology annotation, biological process: regulation of transcription by RNA polymerase II. Lineage: Eukaryota; Metazoa; Arthropoda; Insecta; Hemiptera; Pseudococcidae. Gene Ontology annotation, molecular function: cyclin-dependent protein serine/threonine kinase regulator activity. The record is from RefSeq and is a predicted model, not a curated record. Gene Ontology annotation, cellular component: nucleus. The transcript is spliced from 7 exons. Bases 192 to 1859 code for a protein of 555 amino acids.